GAACACGGCACCGGCAGGUACCAAACGACGCCCUUGGGAGAAGACUCUGAGCGCGACAAUGGCGUCUCUGUGGCCUUUGUUGGAGGUUCUGAUCUAUCUCCUUCUUGUUGCAGCUUUUGGAUUACUCUCUGCUCUUCUCUUCCAAGCUAACAGAAGAAGACUUAACCAUGCCCACGUUGAAGCUCCCGCGGUCUUUGAAGAUCCUAAUACGUCGACGCAGGUUUCUUGUCCUUCCAUCUUUGAUCCGGCUGAGAAGUAUAUAUCUUUGAUCAUUCCUGCAUAUAAUGAAGAGCUCAGGCUUCCUGGAGCUCUUCAAGAAACAAUUGAUUAUCUUCAGGAACGCGCAGCAAAGGACAAGUCAUUCUCAUAUGAGGUGGUAAUUGUUGAUGAUGGAAGCAGAGAUGGGACAAAAAGAGUAGGUUCAGACUUUUCCAAGAAGUUCUCAGUAGACAAUGUGAGGGUUAUCCUUCUUGGAAGAAAUCAUGGAAAGGGAGAAGCUAUCAGAAAAGGGAUGUUGCAUUCACGUGGUGAAUUACUUUUAAUGCUGGAUGCUGAUGGAGCAACCAAAGUGAACGACCUAGAAAAACUUGAAAAUCAGAUCCAUGCAUUUGCCAAAAAGGAGUCUAAUGGUUCUAGUUUUAGAAUUUCUGAUAUUCCUGUUGCUGCUUUUGGUUCUCGUGCUCAUCUGGAGGAAAAGGCUCUGGCUACAAGGAAGUUGUAUCGUAAUUUCUUGAUGAAGGGUUUUCAUCUUGUGGUUCUCUUAACUGCCGGUCCGGGAAUUCGUGAUACCCAGUGUGGUUUCAAGAUGUUUACCAGAUCUGCAGCAAGAAAGCUUUUCACAAAUAUUCGUUUGAAAAGAUGGUGCUUCGAUGUCGAGAUUGUUUAUCUUUGCAAACGGUUUCGUAUUCCUAUGGUUGAAAUAUCCGUGAACUGGUCCGAAAUCCCUGGAUCAAAGGUAAAUCCGUUGAGCAUUCCCAACAUGCUUUGGGAGCUGGCUCUCAUGUCUAUGGGAUAUAGGACUGGUAUGUGGAGAGUUGAUACAUAACCUUUUUUGGCUGUCCCAUAAUGACAGCAACCUUGGAGAAGAAUGAGUUGAUUUAGGUACAAAUACAUGCUCAAAAUGUUAGUUUUACAAGGAGUGAUAUCUUGAUCUUUAUCAGCAUGCUUAGGUAAUCCACAGCCUGACCAUUUUAUUUGUGUAAAACUAUUGAGAUGUUUAAAGCUUUAUUCUUCUUACCUUCACACCAGUUUAUGAAUUUUGAUGUAAAAGUCCUAAAGAAUUAUAAGCCAAGUUUAAGGGUUAAAAAAAAAUUAUAUUGUCGACAAUCUAGAUAAA
Messenger RNA from Momordica charantia (bitter melon), 1336 nucleotides. RefSeq lists its product as uncharacterized. Gene Ontology annotation, cellular component: endoplasmic reticulum membrane. The record is from RefSeq and is a predicted model, not a curated record. Lineage: Eukaryota; Viridiplantae; Streptophyta; Magnoliopsida; Cucurbitales; Cucurbitaceae. Gene Ontology annotation, biological process: protein N-linked glycosylation.